AUGUUCGAAAAAGUGAAAGCACUACCAGCUAGUCUUGACUGGAGAGCAAGGGGAGCCGUUACCCCAGUUCAGGACCAAGGACAAUGUGUGGCUGCUAUUGAAGGCCUUGUUAAGAUCAAAACUGGAAAUUCAGUUUCGUUAUCUGAGCAACAAAUAAUAGAUUGUAUAAGUACUUCUGAUGCCUGCAAUGGUGGCUGGAUGGAGCAAGUUUUUGAAUUUGUCAAGAAAAAUCGUGGCCUCGCCUCAGACAAAAACUAUCCUUAUCGGGCAAAAAAAAAAUGGAAUUGUAGUGGUAUUAAGUCAUCCUCUCAACUGGCCAUCACCUUCUACAAGAAUGGGAUUCUAACCGGCAAGUGUGGGACCAAUCUAAAUCACAUUGCUCUAGUAGUUGGGUAUGGUACAAGUAUAGAUGGUACUAAGCAUUGGAUAUUGAAGAAUUCUUGGGGUCCAGACUGGGGGGAAAAAGGGUACAUCACUGACAUCAGGGUGCAAAGGGGCAUCAAAGUCAGAGAAGGCAUGUGUGGCAUUGCUAAACAUGCUUCAUAUCCAACAAAAUAA
Molecule: messenger RNA, 558 nt
Organism: Fraxinus pennsylvanica
Lineage: Eukaryota; Viridiplantae; Streptophyta; Magnoliopsida; Lamiales; Oleaceae
Source: the annotation of a GenBank genome assembly